Messenger RNA from Liolophura sinensis, 3715 nucleotides. RefSeq names its product homeobox protein Hox-C6b. Gene Ontology annotation, molecular function: DNA-binding transcription factor activity, RNA polymerase II-specific; RNA polymerase II cis-regulatory region sequence-specific DNA binding. Lineage: Eukaryota; Metazoa; Mollusca; Polyplacophora; Chitonida; Chitonidae. Bases 225 to 1034 code for a protein of 269 amino acids. The record is from RefSeq and is a predicted model, not a curated record. Gene Ontology annotation, biological process: anterior/posterior pattern specification; regulation of transcription by RNA polymerase II. The transcript has 3 exons. Gene Ontology annotation, cellular component: nucleus.
GACCCCCGAAAUGGCGAUCAUGGGUGAUAAGAUGGGGGUGACAUGGCAAACUGAUCAACUGGGCUCCGUUCUGAUAUUGUUUCGGUCUGGCUAGUAGUUAGCGUAUAGCUAGCUGACGGGGACCCGAACUCGGUCAUCCAGCUCUGGAAUUAGUACUGUGCAAGCCGCGUUUGGUAGAACGACUGCCCAUCUGCAGAUUAUACUGGAACUUACAACAUAUACUGAUGGUUUCCACGCUGGGAAAUUUGGGCGAGGGUGAACAACUGACGUUUGCGAAGUUAGGGAUGAGCGCCUAUCCACUCCUUCGCCACAACACUGCAAACGCCAGAGACGAAGGCCUUCACACUGUGGGAGAAAAUGCCGCCACAACUUACAUGGAUCACUUUUUGAACAUCCCAGAUAUAUGUCCCAGUACCAAUUACCGGCCCCCGAGGUACUACCACAUGGGGUCGUACCAGACUGCGGACGCCUGUCGUAUGGAAGCAUUUCAGGCCCGGAAUCACGACUUGCGCAUGGGCCUGCAGAGCAACCGACCCCCUUUCUAUCCGAAUGUCAACGAUGGCCGGUACCGCGAGGCUUGUCAUGGUGAUGAUCUAAGAGUGACUGGCUAUCAGGUGAACCACACCGUGGAACCUCUUAGUCCUUGCUCACAGUCAAGUACUGCCAGUACCAAUGGUGAUGCCACUCCGUUUUAUCCAUGGAUGUCCAUCGUAGGUCCAAACUCAAACCAAAGAAGGCGGGGCCGGCAGACUUAUACAAGAUUCCAAACGCUGGAACUGGAAAAAGAAUUUAAGUUUAACCGGUAUCUUACAAGGAGAAGACGAAUCGAACUGUCCCAUAUGCUAUGUCUGACAGAGCGCCAAAUAAAAAUAUGGUUUCAGAAUCGACGAAUGAAAGAGAAGAAAGAACUUCAAGCAAUUAAGGAAUUAAAUGAGCAAUGUCGUACACAAGAACCAGUAAAAUCAACGACGAAAAAGGACGAUACAGCCGUUCAGUUACAGUCGUCGUCUUCACAGUCCCCCUUGUCCAGUUAACCGCCUCACCUUGAACACAUGCCAGUUUUCCUGGACUUCCUGAAGAUGAACGCAUGCGUCAGUGUGGGGUAUCAUUUCCGGUUUCAUUUUUAAAGUCAUAACAUAUCAAUUCAAUUGCCGGGAAGUGAAUGUCUCCAACAAUCGGCCAUGACGCCAGAUCGCUGAUCCAGCCAGAGCAGACCAUGACAUCGCCUCAAGCCACUGCAUGUACUUUUGGGGGCGGGUUCGCAAAACGGUCAUUAAGUUAGCCCAAAUUUACGCGUAAGUCAUAGUGAAUGUAUAAGUUGUCUUGGUGUGUAGCCCAAGCAUAGCAUGAUGACUGUUUUGACAAACAACCCUCUAGUUUGCUAAUGCUCGGUUAUGUUGUUUAUUUUCCAUUGUUGGUGUGUGGUAAUAUGCGGUCAAAUUGAGUCUGAGAUACUGGUAUGCGUCAGUGACAUAGUGGAAAAUACUACAUGCCAAAUAUAAGUUUAAUAUCACUUUAAUUGAACAUGACUGGCUGUGGGAAUCUUAGCAGUCGCGUAUUUGUGACUUUUCUCUCACUGGUUCAGUUUUAAUUUGGCAAUGAAGACCAGCUAGUUUGCUAGUAUGCUUCAUGUUUUGUUCACGUUAAACAGAAGUAGCCGUAUUCGGCCUUGAAAUUUAUUUUCUGAACCUUAAUGAUGAUAUCAAAAGUUUCUAAAAUGAUUUAUUUUCAUGGUGGGAAGUGUAAAAACGACGCCAAUGCUAAAUACCACCUUCAGAUAAGUAUAAAAAAAUCCAAAGUAAAGAUUCAUAUUUUGGUAUGUGGCUCAGUGGACAACAUUGCACAAAGCAUGAUACAUAGUACUUUCAGCUCUAACUGAUAUGGCCUUCAUUCUGUGCUUAUUUGAAUUUUAGUACCAUAAAAUGCCACAUAACACUGUUUUUGCAUUACAAAGGUAUUAUGUUUCAGAAAUCCGUUCAAACGAGAUUUCAGUAUCAGUAGAUAUCAACAGAACUAUAACUUAGACCAUUUAUUCUGAACAGAAUAUUGCAGACCUUCUGUGUGCUGUUUGCCUUUUCGGCUGGCAUUACCGGAGAAAUAUAUUGUUUUUAUGUUUGUGCGCUAUACUACUGCAAAAUAAACUGGAGAGAUUGCGUGUUCUUUCACUAAGAUAAAGCUGAUCUCAUGUGAUCACUAGGUUUAUCUUAUGACUCAAAUAUAGCACAUGAAUUUAUUUAUUUCUUUGAUUGCUGUUUUACGCCGUACUCAAGAAUAUUUCACUUAUACGACGGCGGCCAGCAUUAUGGUGGGUGGAAACCUGGCAGAGCCCGGGGGAAACCCACGACCAUCCGCAGAUUGCUGUCAGACCUUCUGCCGGAGAGGCCGGAGGCUUGAACUCAAAGCGGCCGCAUUGGUGAGAGGCUAACGAACUGAGCCACGGAGGCCCCUAUAGCACAUGAAGGUAUGCAUAACAACACCUGAGACAACGUCCACUAUUUUUUUAUGAAGGCUUUAGAUUGAUUACACGCACAUUUUGCGUCAUGAAAAAUGACAUAAUAGUCCGUAAACGAGAAUUAUACAUUGUGUUAUAAAUUAUUGACACUGUCCAAUAUGACGAGAAUCAUUCUGCUCUGUAGGGAUUUGAACAUAUUGUAAAAUAUUAGUCGUAUAACAUUCACUAUUUUCAUUUAACGUUUUCAGAUGGCAUAGCCCAGAUUCAUAUCUUAGCUUGUUAUUUUAAGACGGUUUGGGGUUUACAAAAAUGUGUAUUGCCUGACGUCCAUUUUGUGUGAAAUGCGGUAUCAAGGCUUCGUUUGGUCGAGACGUUGGUUCAUACUAUACUGAAUGUACUGGUAGUCUUGUUUUUCACGAUACACUCGAUUUCUCGGAAAGCUGUUAUUGUACAACAGUGUGUACGUAGUUUACAAUUUAGUCUACCUGUCCCCUGUACCCUAAUGGAAACAUCAUCGCUAUAACCGCUGUAAACCAUUUAUAAAAAGAACGAGAUAUAUUCUGAUGAGUCUAUAUUCCGUGGAGUCAUUUCUACGGAUAUAUUUUAGGAUAUAGGAGUCGUUCUACAUCCGGUAUUUUGAUGACGACUGGGGCGCAUGUUUUAGUGUGAGGAAGGCCGUAAUCAUUGGUUGUCCUCUAAAACGAGAAAUAUGAGACUUGUGUUUUGUAUGUGUUUCUUGUCUGCAUUUGUAUUUUGUGAUUGUACAUUUUUGUGAUAUGUUAAAUAUAUCUGUAUAUAUAAUGUAUGGAAAAAACGAGAAGUUGCCGAGAGAAUUACACCUAAAAAACGAGAUGACUUUACGUUUCGCGGAAAACGAGAACUCUUAGCCAUAUUGUGUAUAUGAUUCUAUAUGAUAUCAAAGGAACCAUUCAUGUAGAUAAAAGAGCUGUUUGAAACUGCAAGGAAAAUCCUUCCUUGGCAUGAAUUAAAAAAUGCCCUUGGUGUUAUGAGCAUUCUAGAACUAUAUAAAUAGUGUGUACUGAAAAGUACGGAGGAGGAAUUAGUAGCCAAUGGUCAUCGUGUGCAGUUAUUGGUCCCUCUGACAUACGGAGAGACUUCUGUGCAAUAGGACAAUCCUCAUAUGUGUACAGUCGUUCCGUCUCAGUGUGUUUUGUAACAGUGUUAUCAAAGUUGUUAUGCUAUAUUGUACCUAUGGUACACAUCAACAAAACUGACAUUGUCCAAACCAAAUAAAACAAAAAA